AGGCUUUAGGGAGGGAAAUACCACAUCGGGUAACACUAUGGCUUGUUGAAUAAGUUUCAGUUGGUAGGGUUCAGACGCUGCGCUAAGCCAAAAUCAGUGUGUUCAGUAUUAGAGCUCAAGGCAGUGUGUAAACCCAACCAAAGAAAAAGUACUAAGUAAGAAUGGACCUAAGCUCUAUUUAUCAAACCUCUCAUCUGAGGAUUUUAGGCAGCCCUUUGAACAUAAGAAGAAUCUUCCUGGGUCAUGUGAAGGGCUAUUCUGGUUAGGCCUGUCACAGCAACCACCACAUGCUUCAAGGAGGCUCAGAGCAACUUCAUGCUUCUUGGGUCCAAGAUCUGAUAUUUCCUGGUAUAUUUCCUUUGAGCCCAAAGGCAUUUUAAUAAUUAGCCAUAGAUAGUUUCUGUCUUCUGUCCAUCUGUUUGACUCUCUUCCCAUGCUAUCCUUUCUAUGACCAUGGCCACAGCGUGAGGCAAUAAAAUCCACCAGCCAAUUAUCCUUUGCGUGCAGAUGUUCUGUGCUGUGACAGUUUUGAAUCGUGCAUUUGGAAUGUCACCAGGAUGGGUGAGAUAAACAAUUGGGGGAAUGCUACUUCCUUGUGAAAAAAUGCCUUUUCUAUGUGGCCAGCUUAUUCCAUAGAUGUUGCUUGCAUUUUAAAGGCAGAAUGGAGUUUUUCUUUCGGUAGCAGAGCAUUGGAGCAUUUAGGAGGAGACCUGUGCUAAGGUCAAAAGCAGUAAAGCAUAUUUCAUUGUUCAUGUUAAUUAAUUUCUGUUCAUUGUUUGGAAUGUCAUAGGGUCUCCUGCUUGAGCAGGAAGUUGGACUAGAAGACCCCCAAGGUCCCUUCCAACUGUUUUAUACUGUUAACCUGUCUAAAAUAGGGAUACGCAGGAACAGAAAAGAGGCUGAACUCCUAUUUGGUACGGCUGUGCAUGCUUUGAAAACGAUUUAGAAUAAAUGCUUUGGAUUUCAUGUGAGUACAGCAACCUCUCUGCUGUUAAUUAAAUCUGGAAUUUUUCAAUCUUCCAUGAAAUCUGGGAUGUGAGAAGGGGGAGAUGCUUGCGGCUGCUUGGAUAGCCAGCUUUAAUAAAUCAGGUCCUUAAAGCAGUAUUUUUUUUUCCCCCUGAGGUUCAUGCAGAAGUCUGAAUGGGACAGGAAGCUUUAAUGAAUAGCAGAGAUGUCUCUGAAGUCCAAACCUCAUUUUCCAAUCAGUUUGGAAGCAUGCACGGUCCUAUUGCUCUAUACUGAGAUGAUGUUUCCCCAUAUUUCAAGACAGAGCCAGUGCGCACUCAAGUUCAUCUAGAGGGAAAUCGUUUGGUGCUCACCUGCAUGGCAGAAGGGAGUUGGCCUUUGGAAUUCAAAUGGCUACAUGACAACAGAGAGUUAACCAAGUUCUCACUCGAAUACAGGUACAUGAUCACAUCCCUAGACCGAACACAUGCCGGCUUCUACCGCUGCAUUGUGCGCAAUCGCAUGGGGGCCCUGCUGCAAAGACAGACUGAAGUACAAGUGGCAUACAUGGGAAGCUUUGAAGAGAAAGAGAAGCAGCAGAGCGUCUCACAUGGUGAAGCCGCCGUCAUCCGUGCUCCCCGCAUUGCCAGUUUCCCUCGUCCACAGGUCACGUGGUUCCGCGAUGGGCGUAAAAUCCCUCCCAGCAGUCGCAUAGCUAUCACACUGGAAAACACACUGGUGAUCUUGUCGACUGUGGCCCCUGAUGCGGGAAGGUACUAUGUGCAAGCUGUAAAUGACAAGAAUGGGGACAAUAAAACCAGCCAGCCCAUCAUGCUCACUGUGGAGAAUGUAGGCGGUCCAGCUGACCCCAUUGCACCAACCAUCAUCAUUCCACCCCGCAAUACUAGCGUAAUCUCUGGGACUUCUGAAGUGACUCUGGAGUGUGUGGCCAAUGCUAGGCCACUCAUCAAACUACACAUCAUCUGGAAGAAAGGUGGGAUUCCAGUAUCCAGUGGCAUCAGUGACUACAACCGGCGGUUGACCAUCCUUAAUCCCUCCCUAAGCGACAGUGGCUACUAUGAGUGUGAAGCUGUGUUGCGCAGUAGCAGCGUACCCUCUGUGGUUCGAGGAGCUUAUCUCUCUGUGCUGGAACCACCCCAGUUCACCAAGGAACCAGAAAGACACAUUACAGCUGAGAUGGAAAAAGUAGUACAGAUUCCAUGCCAAGCUAAAGGUGUGCCUCCACCCAGCAUGUUCUGGUACAAGGAUGCAGUACUACUUGGAAUGGAGAAGCUUGCCCGUUUCAAGCUGCUUGCCAAUGGGAGCCUGCAGAUCAGUGGCCUAAUGCCAGAUGACACAGGGAUGUUCCAGUGUUUUGCCGGCAAUGCUGCUGGCGAGGUGCAGUCUUCCACAUACCUAGCUGUCACUAGCAUUGCACCCAACAUAACCAGAGGGCCCUUGGACAGCACAGUGAUUGAUGGAAUGGCUGUGGUUCUCAGCUGCGAGACGUCUGGAGCUCCCAGACCGGCUAUCACCUGGCAGAAAGGUGAGCGGAUCCUGGCCAGCGGUUCAGUGCAGCUUCCUCGUUUUACUUUGCUUGAGUCAGGAAGCCUUCUCAUCAGCCCUGCCCGGAUCUCGGACGCUGGCAGCUACACUUGUCUUGCUACUAACUCCCGUGGAGUCGACGAAGCCUCUGCAGAGCUUAUUGUCUGGGCCCGGACUCGUAUCACCAACCCACCUCAGGAUCAAAGUGUCAUCAAAGGCACCAAGGCUUCAAUGACCUGUGGAGUAACACAUGACCCCAAUGUGAUAGUUCGGUACAUGUGGGAGAAAGAUGGCACAAUUGUGAACACAGAGAACAUGCCACGCAUGCGUCUGGAGAGCACAGGCACUUUGCACAUUGCCCAGACCUGGUCAGGGGAUAUUGGCACCUAUACAUGUCAUGUGAUAUCUGCUGGAGGCAACGACUCUCACAGUGCCCACUUGCGAGUCCGGCAGCUCCCACAUGCACCAGAAAACCCCGUUGCCAGGCUAAGUACUGUAGAGAAACGGGCCAUCAACUUGACAUGGACCAAACCCUUUGACGGAAACAGCCCAUUGCUACGUUACAUCCUUGAGGUCUCCGAAAAUAAUGCUCCCUGGACAGUUCUUAUGGCCAGUGUGGAUCCUGAAGUAAAUUCAGUGCUGGUGAGAGGAUUAGUUCCUGCCCGCUCAUACCAGUUCCGCCUUUGUGCUGUUAACGAUGUGGGCAAAGGCCAGUUCAGCAAGGACACUGAGAGGUUGUCCCUUCCGGAGGAACCCCCCACAGCACCCCCACAAAAUGUCAUUGCCAGUGGUCGCACAAACCAAUCUAUCAUGAUCCAAUGGCAGCCACCACCUGAAAACCACCAGAAUGGCAUUCUCAAGGGAUACAUCAUUAGAUUUUGCCUGGCUGGUCUGCCAGUUGGCUACCAGUUCAGGAACAUUACAAAUGCUGACGUCAACAAUCUACUGCUUGAGGACCUAAUCAUUUGGACUAACUAUGAAAUUGAAGUGGCUGCCUACAACAGUGCUGGAUUGGGUGUCUACAGUGCCAGAGUCACAGAAUGGACUCUCCAGGGUGUUCCCACCGUGUCUCCGGGUAAUGUGCAGGCUGAGGCCACCAAUUCUACUACCAUUCGUUUCACCUGGAACCCUCCUAGCCCCCAAUUUGUUAACGGCAUCAACCAGGGCUACAAGCUGAUUGCCUGGGAACCGGUACAAGAAGAAGAUAUGACUAUGGUGACAGUACGGCCUAACUUCCAAGACAAUAUCCAUGUUGGUUAUAUCUCAGGUCUCAAGAAAUUCACAGAAUAUUUCACUUCAGUCCUGUGUUUCACUACUCCAGGCGAUGGACCUCGCAGCCCACCACAGCUGGUGCGCACCCAUGAGGACGUUCCCGGUCCAGUGGGACAUCUCAGCUUCAAUGAGAUCUUAGACACAUCUUUGAAGGUCAGCUGGCAAGAGCCCUUGGAAAAGAAUGGCAUCUUAACAGGCUACCGAAUCUCCUGGGAAGAAUACAAUCGCACAAACACACGUGUUACACACUACCUUCCCAAUGUCACCCUGGAGUAUCGGGUUACUGGCCUCACUGCUUUGACCACCUACACUAUUGAAGUGGCAGCCAUGACAUCCAAGGGACAAGGACAGGUGUCUUCCUCUACCAUUUCUUCUGGGGUUCCCCCAGAACUCCCUGGGGCCCCAUCUAACUUGGGCAUCUCCAACAUUGGUCCCCGUUCAGUCACACUUCAGUUUCGCCCUGGUUAUGAUGGGAAGACUUCCAUUUCCAGGUGGCAGGUAGAGGUUCAGAUGGGUCAGACUGGAGAGAGUGAAGAGUGGAUGCUAAUCCAUCAGGUUUCUAAUGAACCAGAUGCUCGGUCCAUGGAGGUGCCCAAUCUCAACCCCUACACAUAUUAUAGUUUCCGGAUGCGACAAGUGAACAUUGUGGGGACAAGUCCACCCAGCCCGUCUUCCCGCAGGAUCCAGACAUUGCAAGCUCCACCUGAUGUAUCUCCUGCCAAUAUUACAGUACGAACAGCCAGUGAAACCAGCCUCUGGCUACGAUGGAUGCCACUGCCAGAGAGUGAAUAUAAUGGCAGCCCUGAGUCGGUGGGCUACCGGUUGCGCUACUCACGUCUUGAUGGGCGCAGCCACACCCUGACCAACACCAUCCAUGACCGUGUGGAGCGUGAAUUCACCAUUGAGGACCUGGAGGAAUGGACUGAGUACCGUAUACAGGUGCAGGCCUUCAAUGCUGUCGGGCCAGGGCCAUGGAGUCAGACUGUAGUGGGGCGAACCCGGGAGUCAGUGCCUUCAUUCGGACCCACCAAUAUUUCAGCACUAGCUACCACUUCCACCUCUAUGCUAGUGCGGUGGAAUGAUAUCCCUGAAGCUGAUCGAAAUGGAUUUAUCCUGGGUUACAAGAUCAUGUAUAAGGAGAAAGAUUCAGAUUCAAGGGCCCAGUUCUGGUUAGUGGAAAGCAAUGCUUCUCGGAGUGCCCAGCUCAUAGGCUUGGGAAAAUAUGUCCUUUAUGAGAUCCGGGUGCUUGCUUUCACCCGCAUUGGUGAUGGAGUGCCCAGCAAUCCGCCUAUACUUGAGCGCACACUGGAUGAUGUGCCUGGGCCACCAGUAGGCAUUCUCUUCCCUGAAGUGAGGAUAACUUCUGUACGGCUAAUCUGGCAGCCUCCUUCUGCUCCCAAUGGUAUCAUUCUAGCAUACCAGAUCACUCACCGCCUCAACACUACAACUGCCAAUUCAGCCAACGUAGAAGUCCUCAGCCCCAGCGCACGCCAGUUUACUGCUACCAAUCUCAGACCGGAGUCCACCUAUCUCUUCCGUAUCACAGCGCAGACCCGAAAGGGCUGGGGUGAAGCUGCAGAGGCCUUAGUAGUCACUACGGAAAAGAGAGGUAAUUAGGGUGGGACAUAAGACAAUCCAGAAUUACAUUGUGAUAGAAAUUAGGUAUG
Molecule: messenger RNA, 5429 nt
Organism: Crotalus tigris (Tiger rattlesnake)
Lineage: Eukaryota; Metazoa; Chordata; Lepidosauria; Squamata; Viperidae
Gene: SDK2
Product: sidekick cell adhesion molecule 2
Exons: 29
Coding region: 1324-5379 (1351 amino acids)
Molecular function (GO): protein binding
Source: RefSeq, a predicted model, not a curated record